AUGUGCUGCUACGACAUCGUCCGUUUCAUCUGCACAGGCGAGCAAUCCACCCUCGUGGAAAGAUGCCCCUUAGCAGGAAACUGCGUCGCACACGCCCGCCAAGUGCUGCACUCGACAGCAGUGUGCGACCAGUGCUCUGCAGCUUGGAGUAUGAACGCUCUCAGCACCCACGAGUACGAAUUCGCUGCGGCGACGGCGUCGACGGAGGAGUCGAAUGGUUCCUCUGGAUGGGAGUACUUUCCUCCUGUCGGCAGCGGGAAUGGAAAUGGGAACGUGCCUGCUCCAGACGCAGAUGCCGUGGAAGGGGCGGAGUCGAGCGGCGUCUUCUUUGGAGGUGGACGUUCAGCAGACGGUGACGGUCGUUCAGCAGUCGCAGCGUCCCAGGAGUCGAGCAGGUUCGAAAAAGCCAACAACGUUUUUGCCUCGUCGACACAGUUUUUGAGAGUAGGGAUUUUUCGGUAUCGAGCUGGGUAUUUUCGUGCCAGCAUGCCGACGGAUGGGAGGCCUCCGAAUCCUGCACUGCUCAGUGCUUGGGAGAGGCAUGUUGCUUCAUCGCUAUCGGGAGCCAGCACAGCCACCACGCGGAAGAAGUCCAAGAAACCGCGACUGAUAAAGACACCCAAGUCUGAGAGAAAGGCCUACAGGACGGUGUUCGACGACGUUGGCCUCCUCGUCGAACGACCCACCUCGACACUGUGGUUCGAGCGAGGCGCUCUGGCGAAAGUGAGGGCGGAACAACAAAUCGUCAUACGCGCGACCAGGACGAACUUCAUCUUCAUCGACGCGGAAGGCGCUCAGCAUGGGGUUAUGGAAGAUGAGGAUAUCGAAUCCGAGACCUCGGAGGAGAACACAGAACCGGGAGAACCCAAAGAGGAAGAGGCGGAAGGGACCAGAACAUCCAGACAAGACUCCGCCGCAGGUGCAAUACCGAUAGACUGGAACAAUCCAGGGACCAUCGAUUUCAACGACGUCGCAACCCGGCGUGCUUGCUCUUCUGGCUUCACUAGUUGGAAGCCAGCGACAUCCGCGACCAGUUUCCCCUACACAAAUGCAUGGUAUGCGGGAAGAUCGACUUCAAAGCCCGAUGGGCACAGCACCGCGCCCAGUGCCUCAAGAUCAACUUCCUACACCCGUUCAAAAUCCAGCCAGGUGACCCGGAGAAUGCGCUGCCAUGGAUCCGCGGCAUCAGCACAUUCCUCAGUCCACGGAUUCCGCGACUCCCUGAGCCGCGACCUCAAUAUCUCUCGUGGACGGACGCUGUUGUCCUCAGGUUGA
Zasmidium cellare ATCC 36951 is the source of this 1275-nucleotide messenger RNA. RefSeq lists its product as uncharacterized. Bases 1 to 1275 code for a protein of 424 amino acids. The transcript is spliced from 4 exons. The record is from RefSeq and is a predicted model, not a curated record. Lineage: Eukaryota; Fungi; Ascomycota; Dothideomycetes; Mycosphaerellales; Mycosphaerellaceae.